Messenger RNA from Mytilus trossulus (common blue mussel), 861 nucleotides. RefSeq lists its product as uncharacterized. The record is from RefSeq and is a predicted model, not a curated record. The transcript has a single exon. The coding region runs from base 1 to 861 and encodes 286 amino acids. Lineage: Eukaryota; Metazoa; Mollusca; Bivalvia; Mytilida; Mytilidae.
AUGGAUACAUCAGUUGAUUUAACAGAAGAGGAAGUUCGGAACAUCAUUGCUGCCUUCAAGGAUAUGCAUAUGAAGCCAAAUGCAGAAUCUCCAGAUGCAUUUAAAGAUUGGAUGAAGGAGUUCUCAACUCAGAAAUCAUUAUAUACUGGAUAUAUACCAAAUAUUCAUACCUUUUCCGGAGACAAUAAAGGAGACAACACCUACGAAGUAUGGAGGUACCAAGUGUUAUGUCUUAUCAUAGAAAACUACGCACAUGAAGUAAUUGCUCAGGCCAUUAGACGUUCACUUAGAAAAGAACCUAACAAGAUAGUCAUGCGGUUAGGCCCCAAAGCUACUGUCGACGACAUCAUCGACAAGAUGGAUAGUAUUUAUGGAAUAGUAGAUCCAAAGGAAGCGUUAUUGGCACAGUUUUACACAGCCAGACAGGAACAAGAUGAAGAUGUUUCCACCUGGGGAUGUCGCUUAGAAGACAUUUACAACAAAGCACGCCGUCAAGGAAAGAUUUAUGAGGAAGAUGUAGAAGAUAUGUUACGAUCAAUGUUUUGGAAAGGAUUAAAACCGGAACUCAAGAGAAUUUCAGGAUACAAGUUUGAUACCAUCAAGGAUUUCAACCAUCUUUUAUUGGCGAUACGAGAAUUGGAACAUCAACAGAAGGAAUAUACCAAAGAGAACACACCUAGUCAAAAGAAAUCUAUACCAGCUAAGAGAGCAAAUGCACCUAGGAAAAAGGAUAAGAACGAACUAGAGACCGUAGUUAAGCAUUUGAUGUCACAGAUUGAACUUCUAGAGAAACGACAAGAGCAAUUGAUCAACAACAAUAAGCAUAAUAGGACAGAUCUGAUACACAAACCCACCAGAUGA